This is a messenger RNA of Loxodonta africana (African savanna elephant), 3948 nucleotides long. RefSeq names its product cytochrome c oxidase assembly factor 6 homolog. The transcript is spliced from 3 exons. Gene Ontology annotation, biological process: mitochondrial ATP synthesis coupled electron transport; respiratory chain complex IV assembly. The record is from RefSeq and is a predicted model, not a curated record. The coding region runs from base 408 to 647 and encodes 79 amino acids. Gene Ontology annotation, cellular component: mitochondrion; respiratory chain complex IV. NCBI's taxonomy places the organism in Eukaryota, Metazoa, Chordata, Mammalia, Proboscidea, Elephantidae.
UCACGACGCUUUAACGCUCCGUCCAGCUCUAAUACUGAAAAACCAAACCAAACCCGCUGCCAUUGAGUCGAUUCCGACGUUUCCACAGAAAGUGCUCGGCUCGCCUUGUCGGUCUGGGUUCGCAUAUUAAGCCGGCCUGCCCGCGCUGGGCGUGACAUAUAGAAAUCUAGAUUCACGAAGGGGCAAAGGUCAUCAAAGCUGUGAAAAACUACGGGGCAAGAGGGGACCAAGGACAUCGGCGCCCUGAGGAGCAACCAGAACGCAAUCACGCUCCACCUGCACAGAACCGUAGACCAGCCCCUACUAGGCGUGAGCAGGACCGGAAGUUACCCUAGCAGGUACCAGAAGAAACAGGAAGUCCCGCCCCCUCCUUCAAAAGUAACGGCAUCCGCUUGAUCCCACUAGGAAUGGCAGCCCCUUCUAUGAAAGAAAGGCAGGCUUGCUGGGGAGCCCGCGAUGAGUACUGGAAGUGUUUAGAUGAGCACACCGAGGAUGCUUCUCAGUGCAAGAAGUUAAGAAGUUCAUUUGAAUCAAGUUGUCCCCAACAGUGGAUAAAAUAUUUUGAUAAAAGAAGAGACUACUUAAAGUUCAAAGAAAAAUUUGAAGCAGGAGAAUUCCAGCCUUCAAAAACAACUGAAAACUCCUAGAUUGUUCCUGAACUUUUCACAAGGGUUGAAACUGUUCUUUCUGGACAUUUGAAAAUGCUCCAUUGACCUUGGGGCUAUAGUGAAUAUCAAUACUAUUUGAAUCAUGGUAAAUAUCAAUAUUUGUUUCCUAUAUGCAACUCUUAAUAAUUAAAAUGAUCAAAAUAACAGAGAAUUCCAUCAUUUGGAGUAUGAAGAAUUGUGAUAAAGUGGUAUAAAAUAUAUGCUUAGUUUUAAUUAAGAAACCUAUAUUCUAAGAAAUAUUGAAGCCUACCAUAAAAACACAGUAUUUAUUUUGUUGUUGGAGGAUGGGUAGUAGGCAAAUAUAGAUAGAUGCUUAGACUGGGUUCUCUAGAGAAGCAAAACCACCAAACCAUAUAAAUAUAUAUAUUCAUAUCAAGGAAAUGGCUCACGUGGUUGUACAGGCUGGCAAGUCCCAAGUCCGUGGGUCAGGCUGGAGGCUUCUCCUGACUCAUGUAGCUGCAGGGGCUGACAAACCCAAGAUCAGCAGGUAGAUAGCAGGCCUCUGGUUCACAGGCUGCAGAGGGUGACGAAUCCCAACAUCGGCAGGUAAGCUGCCACUUCAGGUCCCAAGAACUGGAGGUCAGAUGAACAAGAGCCAGCUGGAAGAUCCAGAGCGAGCAAAAGCCAGCAAGCUUUGCCAGAAAGUCCACCUAUAUUGGAUGCAGGCCACACCUCCAAGGAAACUCCCUUUCAACUGACUGGCUGCUGACAACAAUCUCAUCAUGGAGGUGAUGACAUCAUUACAAAAAAUAGCUGCCAAACUGCUGAGAAUCAUGGCCCAGCCAAAUUGAUACACAACCUUAACCAUCACAGAUGCCAGAAAGAGUAUGUUGUCAUUGUGUGUUCCUGGGAGUUAAGAUUUUAAUACAGUGACUGAAAAAUAAGGAUUAGAAGAAACUUGAAUUUAAAAUAUACAAGUAACGUAAUACCCAAUCCAAACCCGUUGCCAUCAAGUCAGUUCCAACUCAUAGCGACCCUAUAGGACAGAGUAGAACUGCCCCCAUAGGACUUCCAAGGAGUGGCUGGUGGAUUCAAACUGCUGACCUGACCUUUUGGUUAGUGGCUACUCUUAACCAAAGAUAUCUUUAGAAAAAAAAAAAGUAUAGCUAAUAUCCUCAAUGUUGAGAAAAUGAAUGGUUUCUCCCUAAAAUGAAUAAGAAGGUAAAGAUGUGCUCUCAACUCCUAUUCAACAAUGAACUUGGAGCCCUAGCCAGUGCAAGAAUGCAAAGAAAUAAAAAGCAUAUAAAUGGGAAAGGAAUAAAACUGGCUCUAUUUGCAGACAAUAUUGUUAUCUUUGUAGAAAAUCCCAAAAUAUUGACAAAAAUACUCUCAGAACCAAUGAGUUUUAGAAAGGUUGCAGGAUGCAAGGGCAAGAUACAAAAGAUAAUCAUAUUCUCAUAUACUAGCAAUAAGCAACUGGAAUUUGAACUUUAACACCAAAGAAAAAAGGAAUACGUAGAUAUAAAUCUAACAAAAUAUGUGUGGAAUCCAUAAGUUGAGAAUAUAAAACAUUUGAAAUCAGAGAAGAUAUAAAUGGAGUUAUUGUGUUCACAGAAUACAAGCUCAAUGCUGUUAAUAUUAUUAAAAUCCCCCCAAUUUGAUAGAUUCAGUGCAAUCCCAAUCAAAAUCCUAGCAAGCUUUUUUGUAGAUACUUACAAGCUGAUUCUAAAAUUUAUGUGGAAGGGCAAAGGAACUAAAAUAAUCAAUUCUAUAAAGAACAAAGUUGGAGGAUUCAAAUUGUAUCAUUUGAAGACUUAUAAAGCUUCAGCAAUCAAGACAGUAUGGCAUUGGCAAAGACUAGUCACAUAGUUCAGUGGAAUGGAACAGAGCAUCUAGAAGUAGACACAGUCAACUGAGUUUGGACAAAGGUACAGAGGCAUUUCGAUGGAGAGAGGAUAAUCUUUUCAGCAAAUGGUGCUGGAAAUUUUUGGAUGCUCAUACAUACAAACCUUGACAUAUACCUCAUACUUUACACAAAAAUUAUAAAAUUAAACCAUAUACCCAACAAUCCCACUCCUAGGUGUUUCACCAAAUGAACUGAAAACUUACAUUCAUACAAUAACCUGUAAAUGAGUGUUUAUAGCAGCUUUAUUCAUAAUAGUCAAAACUGGAAACAACCCAGAUGCCCUUCAACAAAACAAUGAAUAAACUGGUGUAUCCACAAUGAAAUACCACCCAGCAAUAAAAACAAACCAACUUCUGAUUCACGCAACACAGAUGAUUCUUAAAUGCAUUUUGCUACAUGAAAGAAGCCAGGACUAAAAGGGUACGUAUUAGAUGCUUUCAUUCAUAUGAUCCUGGAAAAAACAAAAGUACAGCAUAGAAGAGAUCAGUGGUUGACAGCAGUUGAGGAUGAGGAAAGGGAUUGACUACAAAGCGGCUACCUGAAGGAAAUUUUCAGCUUGAUGAAACUUCUCUGUAUACCACUAUGUAUCGGUGUAUCCAUGAGUAUAUAUUUGUCAAAGCCCACAGAAUUGUACCCUAUAAAGUGUGACUUUUAUUGUAUGCAUAUUAAAAAAAAUAAUAAAACCAAGAUACUGGAAGAUUCCAGUAUGGGAUGUAGAUUGUGAAAAACGAAUCUUAACUAUAUUAUAAAUAUAUGGCAUAACCUCACUGAAAGGGGUGGGUAAGAAAGGGCUGACCUAAAUAACUUGAGAAAACAAUGUGUGACUGGAUCCUAAAAAGCUGAAGGCAAAAAGAACUGUACACAAGUUGGUAAAUUUCUUUCUCACAGGGAUAUGUUUUAGCAAUUCUGGCUCCAUGUAUUCUAGUGUUGUACGAAUCAGCAAAUUUAGUGAAUAAGAACCAGGUUUCUCACUAUCAGAAAAAGCAGCCACAAAUAUGUAAAAGAUGCAUGUUAGAAUGAACCCCCUGGUGCUGGAUUAAUGUCAGAGAAAUCAGUAAAAACUCAUGUUUAUUAGAUAUGUUUAUAUAUCUAUAGGGUUGCUGUGAGUUGGAAUCAACUCGAUGGCAAUGGGUUUUUUGAUCUGGAUACAUUGGUAAAUAUAUAGGUAUGUGUGUAUACAAAGACUAGUAUACAUAGAAAUAUUUCACAGCCCUGUCCACUGAGAGGGCAAAAAGCAGUGACAUUCUAGUAGCAAUGAGCUCAUCUAGCACCCAGAUCUGGGUUUCUAAAUACCAUUCUCCAAUAAAACUAACCAGUUUCCUUGGAGAAAUGCCUGAUUCUAGGACUGGAGUAGGGAAAAUCAAAGAUAAGCCUUGAGCAUCUUGUACAGCUAGAAAGUAAAGAAGGGCUUAAAGGAAAAAAAAAAAAAAAGAA